AAAUUUGGCUCUCGAGGGAUAAUAUGGAGGAGCUUCCGGCGUGCCCCAGCUGCUGAAAGCCAGGGCAGAAGUGCUGGUCCCCGUCUGGGUUCCUGUCCCAGUCCCGCCGAGGCUGCGACUGUGGUAGGAGGGAGGAGGUGUUGGACACACUGGUGGCCCUCCACCGCUUUGCAUGGCAGCCUUAUCUCAGCUCAAAAUGAACUAUAUUCCCGGCACCACCAGCCUUAUCGAAGACAUCGACAAAAAGCACUUGGUCCUGCUGCGAGAUGGAAGGACACUUAUAGGCUUUUUGAGAAGCAUUGACCAAUUUGCUAAUUUAAUGCUACAUCAGACUGUGGAGCAUAUUCAUGUGGGCAAAAAACACGGUGAUAUUCCUCGAGGGAUUUUUGUGGUCAGAGGAGAAAAUGUGGCCCUACUAGGAGAAACAGACUUGGAAAAGGAGAGUGACGCAUCCUUGCAGCAAGUGUCCAUUGAAGAAAUCCUAGAAGAACAAAGGGUAGAACAGCAGACCAAGCUGGAAAAUGAGAUGAAAAUUCAGGCUUUUAAAGAUCGAGGUCUCUCCAUUCCUUGAGCAGACACUCUUGAUGAGUAUUAAGUCUUUUGCUCUUGGGGAGCAGGGGCUCUCACUGAAUGAAAAUGAGUUUUUCUUUUGGAUUCUUUCACAUGUAACAUGAAGAAAUCAUGUGGCUUUUUUUUUUUCCUUUUUAUGAACAAAAUCUGUCUAAAGAAAUAGCUGGAUGAACU
This is a messenger RNA of Pipistrellus kuhlii (Kuhl's pipistrelle), 744 nucleotides long. Its product is annotated as U6 snRNA-associated Sm-like protein LSm1. The transcript is spliced from 2 exons. Lineage: Eukaryota; Metazoa; Chordata; Mammalia; Chiroptera; Vespertilionidae. The record is from RefSeq and is a predicted model, not a curated record. Bases 173 to 571 code for a protein of 132 amino acids. Gene Ontology annotation, biological process: deadenylation-dependent decapping of nuclear-transcribed mRNA. Gene Ontology annotation, cellular component: P-body; Lsm1-7-Pat1 complex. Gene Ontology annotation, molecular function: RNA cap binding.